GCUGACGUGAUAAGCCAAUGGUGUUGUGUUAAAGGGUGUGGUACAGUUCAGCUGUCUGUCUGCUGCACAUGAAUUAUGCUCUCUACCACCUCAACUGUCUUUAUAUAAAACAACACCAUCAAUAAAGUGCCUGAAAGAUACCACUGCGUUUCGGACCAUAUGACAAGAACAGUGUAUGCCUCAUACUGCUCAAAAUAAUGUAUCAAGUGUCUUGGCACCAUCGUCAAACAGGGGUGGUCUGUGACUUGUGACUCACCUGUGAGUAAAGUGCAAUUAAGUAUCUUGCGCAAAUGCAGAAAGCUCAGAAGUUCUGAGUUAGUUGCAGGGCGGGGCAGACCAUAAUAAAACACUUCCUCGAGACUGCAGUGAGCGGACCACGGGGGAAACAGUCUGACUCUGCAAUGGCGACUGACUGGAAGCAGAAGUGUGACUCGGAAUGGCAGCUCGGGGCUCACGGUGUCCCAAUGCCUGACACCGUGGACUGGAAAUCGGUGUUCGAGACGAAGCCGUUCGAGCGCAACCUACUGCAAAACCCCUCGCCUUACGGUGUGAACCACACUGUUCCACCACCUGAACCCCAUCGGUCAGGAAUACCACCUCCUUCAGACCGACCACCUCAGUUGGAGCCUGAAGGUAAUUUCUCUGGCUGGAAAACUAAUACAGAAGUUUUGCCCUAUGACACUAGUGGAAUUCCUCCCGGUGUUGUGAUCUGCCAGCUUCCUCAGCACAGGUGGUUCACUCUAGAGCAGUGUGUGGACCUGAAGGCAGCAGGUCUGUGGGACCAACUGCUGGACGACUUUCAGCCAGAGAUUGUCAUUGAAGACUGGUAUGAGGAAAGCCAGCUUCAUAAAUGCAUCUAUCAGCUUGAUGUGAAGCUCCUGGGUGCUGAUGGUGAGACUGUUAUUAAGCAGCACACCUAUAACCCUGAAGAGGACCUGGAGUGCUACUCACACACCUGGAAAAAGGUCUCCCAUGUGUUCUCCAAGUAUGCGCCGGGGGUGCGGUACAUUCACUUCCUCCACAGACUGAAGAACCAGUUCAUGGUUGAAUUCUUUAAUACCAAAGUCACAGACAGCUCAGUUAUUGUCAAGGCCAGCAAACCCAGUGUGAAAUAAUAAUCCAUCAGUCAAAUUAAUUUGAUAAAGUCAGCAAUAAUAUUACAAGUAUUCAACUUGCAUAGUUCUUAAAGUAACUGCAUUGACAAUAAUAUAAUGAAACAUUCCUUUCUCAAUUUGUGACCUUUUUACUUAUUAUUAAUUAUGGUUCCAUUUUUAUUUAAGUAUUUAAAGGGUAAUUAGUUUUUUUGUGAGAAAGCUAUCUGUUUACUCCCCAUCAAGUGUUUGCAAAAUGUUUAGAUUUUUUUUUUUUUUUUUGUGGGUGUGCAAAAAGAUUAAGAUUAAGAUUAUUUUAAAGGAGCUCAGAAUCUUGAAGCCACUGACACCAGUAGAAAAGGCACCAUAUAAGUCAAAGGCUACUUUUCCAACAUUUUUCAAAAUGACUUAUUUUGUGUUAAACAGAAGAAAGAAACUUUGACUGACCAAGUGGAGGGUAAAUAACUGAUGUUGGAAUUGACUUUUUUUGGGAGAAUUAUUACAUUAAGCCCAGCAGAUGGCGAUAUAGCCCAACGAUUAUUAGGCUACAAACAAAAUUUUGUGUGACCCAUCCUGUCACGGAUUUCUAUGCUAAAUAAAAAAAAAUUAUUGUACAAAAUAA
Danio rerio (zebrafish) is the source of this 1713-nucleotide messenger RNA. It is a transcript of the gene nccrp1, whose product is annotated as P1, F-box associated domain containing. Gene Ontology annotation, cellular component: cytoplasm. The record is from RefSeq and is marked validated. Lineage: Eukaryota; Metazoa; Chordata; Actinopteri; Cypriniformes; Danionidae.